This is a messenger RNA of Cyprinodon variegatus (sheepshead minnow), 3530 nucleotides long. RefSeq names its product rho GTPase-activating protein 1-like (gene arhgap1). Bases 41 to 1330 code for a protein of 429 amino acids. Gene Ontology annotation, biological process: small GTPase-mediated signal transduction; negative regulation of endocytic recycling. NCBI's taxonomy places the organism in Eukaryota, Metazoa, Chordata, Actinopteri, Cyprinodontiformes, Cyprinodontidae. The record is from RefSeq and is a predicted model, not a curated record. Gene Ontology annotation, cellular component: cytoplasm. Gene Ontology annotation, molecular function: GTPase activator activity. The transcript has 12 exons.
UCCAGGCGUCCCAGUGCUCGCCGUCCCAUCCGUGAGUGGGAUGUCUUCAGAGCUGCUGGUAGAUCUGGGUGAGGACCCUGCGGCCGCACAGCUGGGGCAGCUGAAGCUGUCCACCCUGGAGGACCAGCAGUGGCCUCCUGAUGAAUCCACCCUCAGCAAGUCAGAGACGGACUCCCAGGGCUUCGACCCCGGAUCCCCCCACCUGCCCGGGAACCACCCUUUCUAUGACAUCGCCAGACAUCAGAUCAUCGAGGUAGCAGGCGACGAUAACUUCGGCAGGAAGGUGAUCGUGUUCAGCGCCUGCAGGCUGCCUCCUCAGCAUCAGCUGGACCAUCAGAGGCUGCUGAUGUAUCUGAAAGCCACUCUAGAUCAGUAUGUGGAAAGUGACUACACCCUCAUCUACUUCCAUCAUGGGCUGACCAGCGAAAACAAACCCUCGCUCAGCUGGCUGCGGGACGCCUACCGAGAGUUCGACCGAAAGUAUAAGAAGAACAUCAAGGCUCUGUACAUCGUCCAUCCGACCAUGUUCAUCAAGACCCUGCUGAUCCUCUUCAAACCCAUCAUCAGCUUCAAGUUCGGCAGGAAGAUCAACUACGUGAGCUACCUGAGCGAGCUGGAGGAUGUGGUGAAGUGCGAGCAGCUAGUGAUUCCGACCCGCGUCAGAGAGUACGACAACAAGCUGAGGGCAUCUCUGAAACCCAGCACCCAGCCCCCUACGUCUCCCCCACGGAGCCCCCCGCUGCCAGACCAGGUCUUCGGGGUUCCCCUGUCUGUGCUGAGACAGAGGGACCCAGAUGGUGAUCCGGUUCCCGUAGUGAUGAGAGACACCAUCAACUUCCUGUCAGAACAAGGUCUGGAGAUCGAGGGGAUCUUCCGGCGCUCCGCCAACGUGACUCUGGUGAAGGAGGUCCAGCUCAAGUAUAACUCCGGGGUCCAGGUGAGUUUCCGGGACAUGGAGGACGUCCACCUGGCCGCCGUCAUACUGAAGACCUUUCUUCGAGAACUUCCAGAGCCUCUGCUGACCUACCAGCUCUACAACGACAUUGUCAACUUUGCAGCAGUAUCCAGUGACAGUCAGGCCGAGGUUAUGAAAACCUUGCUGGAGGGACUUCCAGAGGAAAACUACGCAUCCCUGCGGUACCUCAUUACAUUCCUGGCUAAGGUGUCGGCCAACAGCGAGGUGAAUAAGAUGACCAACAGUAACCUGGCCGUGGUGUUUGGCCCCAACCUUCUGUGGGGGCGGGACAACGCCAUGUCACUCAGCGCUAUUGGACCCAUCAACAACUUCACCAGAGCCCUGCUAGACCAGCAGCAUCUGGUUUUUACCUAAUGCCCCUCCCCCCCUGCUCUGAGGUCUUUUAUGCCGCCCGGGAAGCCUCUGAGACCCGCCUCCUCUGCAGCAUUUAACCAGGAGCUAGCCUCAGAGCCCCGCCCAUUACGAAGGUACUUCUGUAUCAACAGCAGCCUUUCAGUCAGACCGCCACCCCCGACGUCAGUCCGCCCUCAUUUGCAUCGUCCCGUCGAUUAGCCCGCUGUGUUCCUGUCAGUCGGCCCGAGAGCGGAAGAAGCUUAGGAAGCGUUGAUCGGAGAGCGUGAAGGCCUCCUGACGAAGGCAGCUGUGAUGUCACUUCCUCGUCAGUUGGACGCUCAUAGAUGGUCUCUGCCCUUCCCCCGGAACCUUCCUCCCAACAUGACCAAAGCUCCUCUCCGGCUGAAGUCAGAAGAGAACGGAAGCUGAGGUUUGACUCAGGUUUACCGAAAUAAAUCGCGAACUUGGUACUGAAAUCGUGUCGACAAUCUUCAGAGUGCUGUAAUUAAAGGACGCCGUGCGGUAGCAUCUGCGAUGCUCUUCUGGACCUUCCUGUUUCAGUUUCCGUAGCAACACACCAAUUAGCGACACAUUUCCAUCAUAUUUCAUUAUCCAGUUAAGUAAAGGAUCCUGUUCCGCCUUUUUGAUCGUUAAGGCUUUCACAGUCUUCCUAUCCCCCCCGCCCCGCCCCCACCACCACGAGGACCAGAAAUUUUUAGGCCGCAUUUGUUUAUUUGGUACAUGUCAGUAACUGGUUCUCACAUGAGAUGCGCAAAGCUCCAUGCUGCGCGCACGAGCGUCGUUGCUGUUUCAUUCCGUUUGUUGCCUUUUCUUUUAGUUUGUUUCGCGGAGCUGGACCAAGUUUGACCGCGAUGUUCUGUUCUAUAGCGGGAACAGUGGACGCGUACGCCUUAGUGGAACGACCUGUCAAUUCCUCGCCAAAGAAACAUGGUCUAAACGUCGGGGUCGGAUUCUCAACACUAAAGGUGCCAACGUAUGGCUCUGCGAUUUUUAUUAUUAUUAUUUAAGCAUCUUAUCUUUUUUCACGCUGUGUUGAAUUUCUUUCUGAUUUCCAAAACCGUUUUCUUUUUUUUUUGAUCCCCUGACCCGGACAUCCGAUCCUUUCAGGAGUCGUUCGCUAGCGCUAACCUGCGUUUUUCCUCUGUGAUGUCACCAAACCAUCAGAAACCUUGGAGUAUUCGUGACGUGACGUUGCUGUGUUAUCUAAACCGUCUGAAAAAAAAACUUGGAAAAAAAAAAAACGGCAAAACAUGAGAGGCUAGCUCGUCUGGAGCUAAGCCCUAAAACAAAAUGGCCGUUGUUUACUCGUUGACUCCCAGUUCCAUCAGUGCCAUGGUGACGUGUGUGUGUGUGUGCGUAAAAUGGAGUGAACAUGUUUUUUUUAGAUGCGUUCUUAUUUGAUCAAACUGUGACGUUAAAGGAACCCUAAAGUUUUCACACCCCGCUUCAAAUCCCACCUUUAAUAACGAACGGAUCGGCUAGUCUUCUCGUCUUCCCGGCAUUUUUACAGCGGACGCUUUAAAGGUGGGGAAAGAAUCUCGGCUGGUCUCGGUUUUUUUUUAAGCCCCGGGGUGUGAAGACUUCUGGGAGCCACCAAAAAAAACAAAAAACAAAGUCUUACUACAAAAAAGAAGAUGAAACCAAGUGGAAAUCAUUUCGUUGUUUUUAGAGUUUAAUGAGGAAACUUACCUGAUUCUGUGUGUGUUUGUGCCUUAUUUGUGUCUGAGUGAUUUUUAUUUUUUUUUUCUCUACGUUCAGUUUCUGGCUGUAGAUUAGAGCUGCGUUCAACAGAAAUCAUGGUUUCCAUGUCGUGGGAGGAAAAAAAAAAAAAGCUCUACCUUUAAAUGGAAGCUGUCUAAUUACCAGUUUGGUACCAGCACUGGUUUCAGCUUCACCGUUUAGAGAAAAAUAAGUGAUAAAAUGAACUUCCUGGACGUAGCCUCUGUUUGCAUGUUCCCCCUGGGUUCCGCGACCCGCCGCCGCAGACCCCGUCAUCCGUGGAUCUUUGUACUGUAAUCAUGAAGGUGCCAUGGGAGGAGAUCUUCGGUUUGGACUUUAGUGAUUCCAAUUUCCUCCUUUACUUUUCAUAUCUAGUACUGUGGAUCUUGGCCUUGUUUGUGUCCAAUAUGAUGGUAAAAUGCUGUAUUAUCCGUAUAAACGACCAAUAAACAAAUUGUGAAACAAACCUAAAUGGUGCCCU